Messenger RNA from Microthlaspi erraticum, 543 nucleotides. Lineage: Eukaryota; Viridiplantae; Streptophyta; Magnoliopsida; Brassicales; Brassicaceae. The record is from the annotation of a GenBank genome assembly.
AUGACCUUGUUCCCCACCAAGUUUGAAAAUGGGAAGAUUGAGUACAAGAUAAGGUACAAGGGGAGAUCAAGGCCAUUCUCUAGAGCCAAGGCCUUGGUGACUUCAGAACAGUCCAGGGACCCAACCAAGCUAAAGGAGCUUCUGUCUCAAGUCCUCACUAUCACCCUUGAUGGUGUCAAAGGAGCCAGCUCGACCGAUAGCUCGAUCGAGCUAGAAACCAGGGCAACUCGAUCGAGCUACACAACUCGACCGAGAAAACAAGUUCAAGAUGUUGAGAGUGAAGGAAGCAAGCAGCUUCAGAAAGAGGGAGAGAAGCAAGAAGAAGAGAGAAAGGAGCAAGAUGCAAGGAUUUGGAAAGGAGAUCAAGGAAGGAGAACCAGCAGAGGAGAUUCUCUGAGGAGCAGUCUGAGAGGAGAAUUGAGGGAAGAGAAGGAGAACCAAGAAGAAGGAAUGACCCAUAGUAGUGAGAGUGAGCAAGGAGAGUUUGAGAUUGGAGUGAACCUUGUUCAAGAGGAGAAAUGGUCUCCAAGUGAGAAGGAGUGA